GCCAGUAUACACCGUCUCCGUUUCCUUGUCCGCCGCGUCUCCCUGACGGCCACUGCGGCGCUCCACCUCCACGCCCGCCUCCGCCAGCUGCCUCGCCGCGGCCUGCUCCCGCCUUGGCGCCGCCCGUUCCGCCAUCGCCCUACGCGCCCAGCGCCGCAGCAGCCAACUGCUUCUCUUCAACAUCCUCCUCGCCGCACUGCUCUAGUCCCUUGGCCUCCGGGCGGCGCGCAGGCUGUUCGACAUAAUGCCUCACAGGGACACCUUCGCCUGCAAUACAAUCCGAUAAUCUCUGGCUACCCUGGAAGUGAACGCGCUGACGAGGCGCUCCGGGUUGCGCUCAGUGGAGGUGUCAGGCCUAGCUGCUUCACCUUCUCCAUCGUUUGGCCCUGUCGUCUGCUCUGCUCUCCAUGGGACGCAUGUUCUGGUAGCUGUUGUCCAUCACGGCCCUCCCCAGCAGAACUCCGUAGUCGGCAACACCUUCUUGAAGUGCAGUGCAUGUCUUUCGGAAUAUGAAUGAGGGCAAUUAUUCUGUCAUGCCAUGUCAGUUACAAGGAUGAUGGCCAAGGCAUGAGGGCAAUGCAGUGUUUGAGUGUUUCUGGUUGAUUAGAAGCCAUGGGUUUUUGGUUGACAGAUGUAGCGUGAUCAACGGUGCUUGCCAUGUGCACAGAUAUCAAGGAUUUUGCUAAGGGUUACCAGCUCUUGGCCCUUUGCAUCAAAACGUGACUCCUGCCAAAUUCUGUCAUUUAUAGUGCUGUCAUCGGCAUGCUGUCCAUGUCUGACGGACUACCUGAUGCCGUUAGGGUUUUUGAGGAAUUAAAAAAAAGAGACUUACAAACAGUGUGCUGAGAUGGAGUUCAUGUUUUGGUCUGUUGAAGCAGGGUACCCAAAUCCAUGCACUGGUAUAUAAAUGUGGGUUUGAGGAUGAUAUAAUUGUCGCCAAUGCUUUCAUUGACAUGUAUUGUAAGUUAGGUUCCUUGAAGCAUGUCAGGAAACUCUUCAAUGGUAUCUCUGUCAAGGAUUUGUUGAUCAUUGGUAAUAUCGCAGAAUGAGAAGCUCUUGGAUGUUUUGGUGAAUAUUGAAGUGUGGUGUCAAGCCAGAUAAAAUUACUAUUUGGAGCUUUAUCUACUGGUAGCUUGGUAGAUCUGGUUAAUGAAGGAAUGUAUAAAAUUUCCCUGUUUAAUCCCAAUUACAUUGUCAUUCCUGGCCUGGAGCACUAUGCAUAUGUGACAGACAUGUUAAGCCAUGCAGGAUUGUUUAGACAGGUAGUAGAUUUAGUCGUGAACAAGUUGCAGAAGUGCAAUACUGCAGCCCUCCUCAAUAUUCUUGACGCUUGCAUAAUUCACGGGGAUUUCACGAUAGCAGAGUCAAAUGCCGAAAAAUAUGUGGAAACUGAAGCCUCGGUACACACUACCAUACACUGUUCUAGCUCAAGAUGGUGUGAGAUAUAAGUGGGAAAGCAUGGCCAGGACGAGGAGGCCAAUGGAAGCUCUAAAAAUGAGAUUCAUGUGUUUGCAUAUGAACAAAUAUUACAUCAUGAAAGCGAAACUAGCUCGUAUGCAGUUUUAGAUCUACUAGCUAAACAUGGCCUGGCGGCACACCGUGUACCUGACUUAAAUUGAAAGCCUGUGUCACCAGUUACCAAGCUCAAAGACUCCUACUAAGUAGGAGCACUUUGCAAAAUCGAAAGGGAUUAUUAAGCGCAAGAAGAACAAGCAUGAAUGGGAUGAGCAAACUUGUUCAUGGAAAUGGACUUAUGGCUAUGAUUGUGUUAAUAACGAUAAAGACAUUCCGAUCAUUCACCAAAAAUGACAGAUGAACUGUUUGCUCAAUCUGUUACAGAGCCUGGGUCCUUUUGCUCAAAGGAUGGAAAUACGAAGAUUAGGGUUGAUUAUCAAGAAAAGAACAGACAUGGGAAUAUAAAGAAUGCUGCAAAAGUUGGUGCUCUGCCAAGGCAAUCAUUUCCUAUCAUCAUCAUCUGCACAUCAUGCACUACUUUUUUUAUUUACCAUUACAUUAGCAACUCAAGUUUCUUAUAUAACACUUUCUAAAAAAACCUGUGCAGUCAAAUACAGCUUGCUGUCACAGCUGUGCCCAUCACAGGAACUAAAGCGGAUCUGCCUAGAAAGAUCUAAAAAACAAGAUAUUGCAAAUCUUCAGUCAUAAAUAAGGUGGUGCACCCCACAGGAUUUUUUUGUCAUGGAGUAGUAAAUGCUUGGGAAAUGUAUCAAACUAUACUUUCCGGAAAUUUUUAGGAAGUUUCAAAAGGAGAAAGACAGCCUAUAUCUUUAAUUGCUUACCGUAUCAGUAUGUAGAAAUCACGCAUAUUCUACAGCUGUGCCAUCCUGCGGCUCUUGCUAUCAAGGUAUAUAAAUACAGUUUUCUUUGCCCAGCUUUGUACUAGUCGAAAAGAUAAUUUCUUAGGUGCGCAAGAAAUCUGUAUUGCACGGGUAUGUACAAGCUUAUUUGAUUUUUUCUUACAUGUCAAUCUAGUUAUGCAGUAUUUUUUGGAUUGGUACAAACUAUUUUAGAUCUUUGUGAUUCAGCACCGCAAUGGCUAUUCUCUAGAGUUCUAGAUCUAAGUAUCAAUAUGGUGUUAGCAGCCAUUGCCUUUCUUAUUAGGAGGUCAUAAAUCUAAUAAAAAUUCAUCGGCGACGCCAGUAGGUAUAGAAAUCGAUGCUUGUCAUGAUCUGAUAGUUAUGAUUCUUCUCAGGUUAGCGCACGAUUUGGCUGUAGGAAGAUUGUGACCCCAAGAUCUGUAUCACUACCAAUAUCAAAUCUUACUCUUUGUAUUGAAUUAUUGGUCGAAGCGGUCCCACGGGAUCUACUAGAUGAAUUGGAAGGCGGAUUUUGACAACCUCGUGUGAAUGAUGCCAUCUCUGAAGGGGAUACAAGUGCAGAUGGUGAUAUCAGAAUACGCGUCUUAAUAUCGAUGCACAAAAUAUGUCUACAUGUCAGAUAUUCGUACUCCUUUCUGUUCUGUAUAUUCAUGUCCACUGCUGGUAUUCGUAAUUUUUUUUGAAUAACCAUAUUCACCCAUCUUUUUAAAAUGGCUAUGAUGUGAAUAUGGGUUUUUUAUUUUCCAGCCGUGUUUGAUCCGUUUCCACCAUUGUCACCAUCCUAUUUUCAGUUUUCUUUGUUCGAAACCAUCUGUGGGGAAUAUUCGACUGAGUUAUCCACUCUCUAGCCAUAUGUGCUUUAUGGAGCACCUGUGGGGCCUUCCUGUAGUUAGAAACCACUAUUACCACUAUCAAUUGCUUGUGUAAUCUAAGCCGUCUAUUAUAUGCCUUUAGAUGCUUGGGCACUGAACUUAAGAUGUAACAGAAAACAAGAUGCUAAAUUUGUAUACAGGAUCUCAAGUUUCUAUUACAGUGAGCUUUGUAGCCAGAUUUCUUCUAUUAAUUUCUGUCAACCAUUUAGUUUGUUGGUUCUUGCCGAUGUAUAUUUGGUUGUAUAUGCGUAUUCUCAGUAUUUUAACUAUGCAAUUUUUUUGCUCUGGUGCUGUUACUCAGAACUGAUCUUAGUUUCUACUAGCAGAUAAUUAUCAUUUUUAUAAUUAUUUGGGAGGAUCGUAACAAAGAAAUAAACUCGGUGUCAAACUUAUUAUCUUGAAAGAUAGCCACAAAUGUUCACAUUCAUCUAAAGCACUGCAAAAUAAUUAUUUAGAUUGUUGUACUGUAAGAUUAAGCUGAUUAAUACUUUAUGAUUGAGCUAAUGAAUACUUUUCAUUCUUUUUUCACAGCGCCAGAAAGACCCAACCUCAGCUUGCAAUGGGUGAUGUUGGUGGAUCACAAGUAUAUCCUGCCUCAGCCUAUCCACCUGGAGCAACAGUGGCUGCAGCUCCUGGUAUCACUCCUGCCGGUUCACAGCCGACGCCACCAUUCCCUGCAAAUCCAGGUCAGCUUAGUGCUGAGAACCAGCUUAUGUACGAGCAGUCGCAGCAGUAUCAGCAGCAGCUCCAGCAACUGCACCAGAGGCGGCUCCAGCAGUUCUGGGCCGAACAACGGUCAGAGAUCGAGCAGGCCACUGACAUCAAGAAGCACCCCGUGCAGCUCAAAAGGAUAAGGAAAAUCAUGAAGGCCGAUGAGGGCGUUCACAUGAUCUCGGCAGAAGCUCCGGUGGUGUUUGCGAAAGCAUGUGAGAUGUUGACACUGGAGAUGACGAUGAGGUCAUGGAUGGUCACCGAGGAGAACAAGCGCCGGAUCAUGAAGAAGAGUGACGUUGCCGAUGCUGUUGCUAGGACUGACAUCUACGACUUCCUGGCGGACAUAAUCUGCAUGGACGAGACGGAGGAGGAGGGAGUCGGGCUUCGCAGAGCCUGGCCGCCGCCACCCUUGGGGGCUCCGGCUGGCGCAUACCCGCAUUACCGCCCGCCGCAGCUGCAGGUGCCAGGUGCAGCAAUGGUGCACGGUGGCCAGCAGGUGCCGCAGGGCCAUCUGCCGCAUGUGUGGAUAGAUCUUCAGGAACAGGGACAGAAGGGACAUCAUGCGGAGGAUCAGCAAUCUGAAAGCGGCUGACAACAUGUGGGCCAUCACUAAAAUUCAGUAUCCUCAUUUUAGCCAGGACAUCCAAAGUUGCAAACUAAUUUUCAGGUUUCGUAAUAGCCUAUAUAAUUUUCAGAGAUUGACUGGUUCCUUGAUGCAAGUAUUGUUGUUGUCGCGGUGUCUUUAGCGAAGGGAUUAUGCUUCGAGGCCAAUUAGCUAAAAUUGACCGUACCGUGUCCAUUUCCGUAAUCCCGUCACUGCAAACUGAAAGUUGACCUCCAGAUUCCGGUUAUGUCUUCU
Triticum aestivum (bread wheat) is the source of this 4781-nucleotide messenger RNA. Its product is annotated as nuclear transcription factor Y subunit C-4. Bases 3768 to 4514 code for a protein of 248 amino acids. The record is from RefSeq and is a predicted model, not a curated record. NCBI's taxonomy places the organism in Eukaryota, Viridiplantae, Streptophyta, Magnoliopsida, Poales, Poaceae. The transcript has 3 exons. Gene Ontology annotation, molecular function: RNA polymerase II cis-regulatory region sequence-specific DNA binding; DNA-binding transcription factor activity, RNA polymerase II-specific; protein heterodimerization activity. Gene Ontology annotation, biological process: regulation of transcription by RNA polymerase II. Gene Ontology annotation, cellular component: nucleus.